ACGAGUGGUGUGUCGCUCGUUCGGCUUGCAGUGAAUCCCGGAGCUGCGGCACCCGCCGCUUUGUCCUUGCGACAGGGAUCGGGGCUCCCUCCUGCUGAACACGGUGCGGAGGGAGUCGAGGACGCCCGCUCGCCGUGUUUUUGCGGAGGGCUCGCCGUGACGGAACUGCCGCUGCCGAGCUUCUGCUACGUGAUGUACUUCCGCUCUCUGCGGCUGAGCCAGGCUGCGGUGCGAUGUCAGCAGAGAGCAAGCGAGAGGAGCCCAGCCUUCCGGACGGCAGUGAAACACAAUAGUGACAGCUCAGGUGGAAGCUGUCACGGUGUGCCCUCGCAGGACUGGACCCAAGCGCAGAAGAAUGGCAGACACUCUCUCUGUCACGGAGGUCGCUGGCACCAGCUCAACCUAGGAGCAGUGGACAGCGGGCUCACGACUCGACCGAGGAGCAGAGGAACAGCAGAAUCCCCAGGAAGAGACAGAAACAAGAGGUUAAGCAUAGGAAUACCAACAGAGCAUCUGAGAGACACCACGAGACAAAUCCUUCUCUAUAACAAGAUGUGCUUCACAUUUCUUCUGAGAAGCCACAAGAUCCAAGAUAUUUCUUUGUAUUCAGCUUUUUAAAGUAAAUCAGUAUGUUUGAUAUUGAGGCACUGGGAGCCCCUGAAGUUUCCUCAAGUUCUCAACUUUGCAACGGAACGCAUGAGCUAGAAAUCAGGAGUGAAGCCAUUAGUAUGACAGAUGUCAAACAGGACAUGAAUUCUAACUUUGUGGUAGAGCGAUCCAGCAAGAAUGAGAUCUUUGGCAAGCUUCCGUCUGAAGGGACCGCAUUGAGAAAUAGUCCUCAGCUGAAAAAUGAACCGGAUUUGCAAAUGAAGAAAGAGAAGGGCAAUCCUUUUUCCCUGAGUUUGGAGUCAGGGAGCACCAAACCACCUUCAGGAGAGCGUGUCCGAAUUCCACCAGAGGGAGCCGAAAUGGGCCACCCCAGCAAACUUACCAACGUUGUGGAUUGUGAAGAGCUUACUGUCUCUCCCUCAGAUGACAAUGGCUAUUCCAGCAGCUGUUUGAGUAUCGAAAGUCCAGAUAGUGUAGAAGGAAACAUCUGGGAGGCAGGUGAGACUGUCAAGAGGGAUAAACUGGAUCCUUGGCAACAAGCUGAUGUUGAAAGCAUUCCAGGGACUCCACCUGCUGCAGAUUCUUUCCUGCCUUCAAUAUUUGAAGCAGUCCAGAGUCUUCAAGAGAAGCAAAGAUUCAAAGAGCAAGAGAAAGAGAAGCACCAAACCCAAGUGAUCAUGUACCGCCGCUUGGCCUUGCUGCGAUGGAUCCGUAGCCUCCAGCAGAAAGUCGUGGACCAUCAAAACCGGCUGCAGGAGAGCUACGACACCAUCCUGAACAACCGCAAAGAGCUGCUCAAGUUCAUCAAACAGGGAGUUGUCUAGCAAGACGGUGACCAGUGCAUGUUGCGUGGAGUCUCGCAAACCUCAGUGACUGCCUUCUCUCCUGCGAUCAGUUUCAGUAAAACUCACUUAUUCAUCUUAGAAACUCGGUGGCUGAAGUCAGAGAAUGUAAGCAACAUUAAUGUAUCAUUGUUUGACUGGAUGAGAGGGCAUGCUUCCCACUAUCUUGCUGUUUCUUGAAGAGAUAUUUCCCCCUUUAUUUUAAGGCUGCUUUCUGAGAUGCACGAGGAAGUAAACUGCUGAACAAUAGAGAUUAAGUAGGGAAACCGUUUUCAACCCUGGUUGGGUCACCUGGGCAAGAGCGUCCCAUAUUGAAAGACCCAAUACACCCGAUGACCCAUUGUUGAUACAUCACUGAUGAUGAUGAUGCACAUCCUAGGAUGUAUCGCAGCAUCAGUCAAAUUGUUGGUUAUGGUAAUCACUUCAUCUCUACUGAGAUCUGUUUUUAUUUUGUAAAAAGAAAAUUACUGUUGCAUCCCUGUAUAAGCUGGAAAGGCUAUUUCCAGUCAAAAAGGUUACAUUAGGAUCUUGCCCUGUUGCAUUUUGCAGCUGACAUGUUCCUGUGCUAUAUAUUUUUUGUUUCAUCAUCUUGUUUUUAAACCAACUCCACACUUUGCUGUUCUUUUAAAAUGUAACUUUUUUUUUAAUGACGUCCUUGUUACUCAGUCAACAAAAUAGAGUGAUUGAUGUUGCUUCAGAUUUAUUCCCCUUCUCCCUCGAAGUUGAAGCUGACAUUUGAUUUUAAAAAAAGGAGCUGAGGAUUUUCCUUGGUGCACAUGCAGUAAAUGUGCAGAUCCUGACAUUAUUCCAACUUUUGUUUGCUUUAUCGUCAGGAGUUUUUGGUUGCAUUUAACCUGCUGACUCAGAUUUUUUUUUGGUGUGCUUGAAGCAUAUUGACACUUCUCAUUAGUUAGGCCAGAAGUCCCCAAUCUUUUUUAUGCGAUUGAUUCUUACUAUUAACUGAGGGGUCUGAGGACCCCCAGGUCGAGAAACGCUGAGUUAGUCUGUACUUGGUUUAAUUUUACAUAUAAAGAUCAAAUGGAACUAAAGAAAUGUGCUGAUUUGUGAAAUACUCUUCUAUUCGUAUUUUAAUAUGAUAUGAAUUAAAAUUAAAGUCCUUUUAGUUUGAAACUCAUGGAUCAAUAAUUUUAAGCUUAGUCACAAACAUUAAUUAUAUUAGAUGUUGGAUCUAGAAAAAAUAUGCUUUACCUGUAACAGAUAAUCAACUUUUAAUAAAAAUGUAAAGAUUGUAUUUAAAGCUAGCAUGUCCAAUAACUAUAUUGUAUCCAUUUGCUCGUGGAGAUCAUUUAUAUAUGGAUAAGAUUCAUAAGAUGUGCUCUUAAGUCAGAAAUUGCAUUGUCAAUAAAGGCAGCAAGGCAUUGUGAGCUGAACAAUAUUUUGAGGGAUGGACCUUUUAUAAGGAUACCUGGUUCUGAAGCUGUUCUGGUACUGACUGAUCUUAUUGUUUGGAUAACACGUGGCUGAAAUUUGAGGGAACCCUCUCAUGGAUUGGGUUGAACGUUAUUUGAUGGUAGGGGUUCUCUGAAAAUCUGAAACUACUAGCUUUUUCUUUCUGGUUUGUUUAAAGCAUUGAGAUAUUCGCGUGGGCAUGAUUAUCUUCUUGUAAAGAUAGCUACUCUCAUGUGUAAUGUAAGCAAGCGGACAGAAGAAACAAUUAUUCCGUAUGUAUUAUGGCUAUGUUUGUCAUCUGACCUACCUUAAUAAUGUUUGCCCAAAUAUAGCUGCAAUUUUUUUUCUGAAUGACUACCAUCAUCAUGAUGUGUGUGUGGUUAAUAGGAAUUUAUGAUGUGCAAUUAUUAAUUAAUAUAAAGUGAACUAUUAUAUAUUAAUGACUAUUUAUAGAACUAUAUCUGUGCUAUCAUGCCUACAUGAAGUGAACUAUUAUACAUUCAUGACUAUUUAUAGAACUAUAUCUGUGCUAUCAUGCCUACAUCAAGUGAACUAUUAUACAUUAAUGACUAUUUAUAGAACUUUAUCUAUGCUAUCAUGUCUAUAAUACUAAACACCUUCAAAUAUGAAUGUCAAAGUUUGUCUUAUUACUAAAUAAGUCAGUGAUUUGUUAAUGGGUCCUUUACAUUUAGUUUAAAAACUGUAGAAAUAAUCCACUAAUAUGAAGAACUGAUAAGCAAGGUUUUGAGCCUGCUCUGAGAUUUGGACCCAAGGACCCAAUUUGGUUCAGAAUGUUUUUGGUUUGCUUCAAUUUUAUGCAUGAAUAGUUGAGUUUUACCCCCUUUUCGAGUGUUGGUCUUUUUUUUUCUCUUUAAUUGCGUUCUUUCGGUUUCCUUGCUUUGUGGCUACCUGCAAGCAAGCAAAUCUCAAAGUUGUAUCAUCUACACAUUCUUUGAUAAUAAAUGUACUUUGAAUCUUUGAUACUAUCAACUGAUACUGUGAUACAUGGGGAUGAGAUGUGAUGUCCAUAUGGUCCGAAUAUCACAGUUAUUUAGCAAACAUUUAGCAUGAGAAAUUCUAAGCAAUUCCAACGAAAGUAAAUGUCUGCAGUGUUAAAGAGUUAGGAAAUAUACUUAAACACAAGAGAUUCUGCAGAUGCUGAAAAAAAUACUGUAAACUGUUUGAAACUAAUUUGCACAUUUAAAAAAGUUCAGGCACAUGCAGAAAAGUUUGCAUUUGAUCACCAAAGGGGAAAGAGGUGCACUUAAAUGCAUUAAUUAUUGAUGAGAUUCCUUAUAUUAUCAUUAAAUAUUCCCCAUUCCAUAUCGCCGUUCUGCCAGCACCUCCUGGAGUGGAUCAGAAUAAUGAAUUCCUAGAAGAACCCCAGUCCAUUUGCCUCAUCCCCUUUUCACUCCACAAAUCUUGCUUAAUAAGAAAAGUGGCUUUCUAAUGUGUUUCAAUGAAAAAUCAACCACUUCCUGUGAAAUUGGACUAAGCACUUCCAGGCAUAAUUCACCUUAACACAGCUGAUGAUUCUCUGGCAUCAUUCAUGCUUGUAAUGACAACACUGACAUGUGAAAUGCUCAUCUCAGCCUCCCUGGCGGAAGUUGGAGGAAUAAUGUGCAACUUAUGACCUUUUUUAACUUAAUAUAAACAGGUCCAGUCCCUGCAGCAUGUGGCAAAGAGACAUGAAUUAAAUGGUUCCCUCUGAGUCAUCAGUGUGUACUGUCUGCAUCUACCUGGCUCUGUUUUAAUGAUCUGUGUAUUUCACACAUCAUUACCUAGUCUCUCAGCACUUGCAUGGGAGUGGUAUCUGCUGCAUCUUUGAUAUAGCAUUCAAUCAAACUUUGUUGAUAAUUACAAGGGGAAGGGAUGUGGCCUUUCAGUCUGAAGAUGAGUUCCCCUCCCACAUUUCCUUAGUAUGCUCCCUCGCCUUGUUAGGGCUUUUUUUGGGGGUUCGCAUGUAUAGCAAAUAACUUCAACAACUAACUUCAGUCACCAAUCUUCAGGUCUGAAUAUAGACUGUAGAUUAAAUAUAAAAUGCAUAUUAAAUAUAAAGUUCCUAAGAGCCGUGAACUGCAGUUAAUUGGAAGAUCAGACAAAGCUGGUUUAAAUUCGUUUGGGUGUCUGUAAUGUGGAUGUGAAGAGGGAAUUGUGAAAGUUGUGUGUAAUUCAAAGGAAGCAUUGUGGAGGCAUUGUAAAUAUGGAAUCGUCCUGUGAUCUUUAGCACACAAAAUGUCGUGUGGUGUUGGGUCAAGCAGGCCUCUUCCUCCAAAAGGGUCUCAGUGUGAUGCCUGUUGGCCCUCAUUUUGUCGAAUAAAGAGACUACUUCAUUUCUACCAGGAACUUUUCUCAAGCGACUUUGUUCAUGCGACGUCCUCAUUGAAACCUGCUGUAAUCUGGCAGUCUUGAAAAGAACCACUUUA
Molecule: messenger RNA, 5287 nt
Organism: Mobula hypostoma (lesser devil ray)
Lineage: Eukaryota; Metazoa; Chordata; Chondrichthyes; Myliobatiformes; Myliobatidae
Product: UPF0500 protein C1orf216 homolog
Exons: 4
Coding region: 630-1433 (267 amino acids)
Source: RefSeq, a predicted model, not a curated record